UUCUUAAUCAGUGUCAACCAUGUUUGUAGGGGUCUCCGGAUUUUGCAAAAUUAAUGAAUCGGGAUUGUAGUGACUGGUUUAAACAAAAAUUAACUUCAUUGUACCAUACAUGCCUUCCAACCUUUUAUGAAAACACUACAAGCCUAAAUCCUCAUAUCAAAAAGAUAAAACUUACCAUGAGCGAAUACCAAUUGCCGAUUUUGCAUUUACAAUAAAUUAUAUUGGAUAAUCUUUUAAUUUACCCUAACCGAAGCUUGAUUGAACCUUUGAGCCCCCUUUUAUUUAAUCAUAAAUAAAUAUGAACCAAAUACCCUUUUCUGCAUACACUCACAUAUUUUUAAAUUAGGCGCACUCUUUACUUUUUUUAGUUAUGAGGGAAAUACCGACUUGUUAGUUAGCGUUAUGCCAACUACCCUGACAACCCUACAGAGAUAUAAUAAAGACGGCUGACAAAAACAAUAAAAUAAUGGAUGCAACUUCAGCAAUUACAGGCGAUGUGGAUAAAACACAGAUACCGCCGCUGAAUCAGAAGCGCAUCCUGGCCUUCGUCAAUCACUUCCUCGUCAGCACUUGCACCUUUCUAAAUGAGUUCGCCCUGGGCUGUGAGACCAAGUUUGUGGAGAUGGAGCGACAAUUGCAAAAGACCGAGGCGGCUCUCAUUAUUUUAGAGGCCAAGCUGGCUUCCAUACCCACCGAGCACCAUGUGACGGAAGAGGCCCCCAGUAUCCCAGCGCCAUCCACGGAAACCAGUCCGCUUGAAGUUCCCAUUUUGGAUUUAGAACUCCCAGCCGGUGACAAUGAACCGGGAGAACCGCAAGCCCCACCGGAAUCCUUAGGAGUGCGAGCUUGCGAGGAUCUGCGCUACAGAAAGUUCUUUAAAAUGGUUCAAGUUGGAGUGCCUGCGCCUGCAGUAAAGCAGAAAAUGCAAUCCGAAGGCCUGGAGCCUCGUCUUCUAGACACCCCUGAUUUGAUCCUGGCAGAUGGUCUGCGUGAGUGAGGUACUUGAAGGAGCCAACAAGCACAACUUGUGAUAUAGCACACCGUGCUACUCUUUUCAAUUAAACAUUUUGGUAAAGCUUUACGUCUACAA
This is a messenger RNA of Drosophila rhopaloa, 1090 nucleotides long. RefSeq names its product WASH complex subunit 3 (gene CCDC53). The transcript is spliced from 3 exons. Gene Ontology annotation, cellular component: WASH complex. Bases 467 to 997 code for a protein of 176 amino acids. The record is from RefSeq and is a predicted model, not a curated record. Lineage: Eukaryota; Metazoa; Arthropoda; Insecta; Diptera; Drosophilidae. Gene Ontology annotation, biological process: actin filament polymerization; exocytosis.